AUGGGUUUACUUGUAGCCGCCAUUAAUUUCGCUCCCACCUUGAUGCGUCAACAAUUGAAAUCGAAGCAUGGAUGUAAAAACGGAAAGCUUCAAGAGAGAUCUCAUCGCUAUGUCCAAUGCCAAUCAUCUUUGAUUGCUCGUCGUGGAUUCUUGAACUGUGUUGUUGGAGCUUCGUUUCUGGCGACAGUUGAGUUUCCGGGAUUACAAGCUGCUCAAGCAGAGGAAAAGGAAGAAGGCGAAGAAGGAGUUGUUGGUGCCUUGAAGUCUCUGUUUGAUCCAAACGAGAGAACAAAAGCAGGCAAAGAGCUACCAAAAGCUUACCUGAAAUCUGCGAGAGAGGUUGUGAAAACGAUGAGAGAGUCACUGAAAGAGAACCCUAAAGACAAUGCCAAGUUUAGGAGAAGCGCUGAUGCUGCAAAGGAAUCGAUCCGUGACUAUAUGAGCAACUGGAGAGGACAAAAGAGUGUAGCUGGAGAAGAGUCUUACGCGGAGCUGGAGAAAGUAAUCAGGGCUUUGGCGGCGUUUUACUCAAAGGCAGGUCCAUCUGCACCUCUUCCUGAUGAGGUUAAGGCUGAGAUUUUGGAUGAUCUUAUUAAGGCUGAAGAGUUUUUGUGA
This is a messenger RNA of Microthlaspi erraticum, 615 nucleotides long. The record is from the annotation of a GenBank genome assembly. Lineage: Eukaryota; Viridiplantae; Streptophyta; Magnoliopsida; Brassicales; Brassicaceae.